Messenger RNA from Xyrauchen texanus (razorback sucker), 836 nucleotides. RefSeq names its product MAD2 mitotic arrest deficient-like 1 (yeast) (gene mad2l1). Gene Ontology annotation, biological process: mitotic spindle assembly checkpoint signaling. Bases 104 to 712 code for a protein of 202 amino acids. The record is from RefSeq and is a predicted model, not a curated record. Lineage: Eukaryota; Metazoa; Chordata; Actinopteri; Cypriniformes; Catostomidae. Gene Ontology annotation, cellular component: nucleoplasm; kinetochore; cytoplasm. The transcript is spliced from 5 exons.
GUCAGACGCAGCGUCUGAAUUCAAACUGAUUGGCGGCAGAGAGAAGCAAGAAGAAGCGAAACGUUGUUCAAGCAUAAACUACCUAAAUUCAACCUAAUUCAAGAUGUCCAAGACAUUGAAGGGGAUCACACUGAAGGGGAGCGCGGAACUUGUUGCUGAAUUCUUCUCAUUUGGUAUCAACAGUAUCUUGUACCAGCGAGGAAUCUACCCAGCAGAGACCUUCACCAGAGUCACGCAGUAUGACAUGAGCCUUCAGCUGACCACAGACACCAAGCUGAAGAACUACCUCACCAAUGUCAUCUCACAACUCAAAGAAUGGUUGUUUGAAUGCACUGUGCAGAAGCUGGUUGUGGUCAUCACAUGCCUGGAGACGAAUGAGGUGCUCGAACGAUGGCAGUUUGACAUAGAUUGCGACAAGACGGCAAAGGAGAGCAGCGUCCCCAGGGAGAAGUCCAUAAAAGCCAUUCAAGAGGAAAUCCGUUCCGUUAUCAGGCAGAUCACUGCCACAGUCACCUUCUUGCCUUUGUUGGAGACUGCAUGCGCCUUCGACCUUCUGAUCUACACGGACAAAGACCUGGCGGUGCCGGAGCAGUGGGAGGAGUCUGGUCCUCAACUCAUCGACCAAUCAGAAGAGGUCCGCUUGCGGUCCUUCACUACUUCCAUUCACAAGGUGAACAGUAUGGUGGCCUACAAGAAGACAAACUUCAUGUAAUUGCUCUUUUUGUUUUUCUGUGGCUGUGUUUUUCGUUUCUAUCUUUUGUAUAUAUCUAUAUAAAGCUUCUUUCUUAUGUUGAAAUUUUAAAUGUUUUUCCAAACCAGAAAAUAAAUGCCUUGUU